Messenger RNA from Salvelinus namaycush (lake trout), 966 nucleotides. RefSeq names its product parathyroid hormone 2 receptor-like. The record is from RefSeq and is a predicted model, not a curated record. Gene Ontology annotation, biological process: adenylate cyclase-modulating G protein-coupled receptor signaling pathway; cell surface receptor signaling pathway. Lineage: Eukaryota; Metazoa; Chordata; Actinopteri; Salmoniformes; Salmonidae. The transcript is spliced from 10 exons. Gene Ontology annotation, molecular function: peptide hormone binding; parathyroid hormone receptor activity; G protein-coupled peptide receptor activity. The coding region runs from base 1 to 966 and encodes 321 amino acids. Gene Ontology annotation, cellular component: plasma membrane.
AUGAGCACAGUGCGUCAGCAAGUUCAUCCAGAGGUCGGCCUCACAGCACAGGAGCAGAUGUACCUGCUGUAUGAUGUCAAAGUUGAGUGUCAUCAGAACAUCUCCACACACAACCCUGCAGAUGACCUUUGUGCCCCUGGCUGGGAUGGUCUGAUCUGUUGGCCUCAGGGAUCCACCGGAGCACUAACCAAGGUCCCCUGCCCCAGCUACAUCUACGACUUCAACCAUCAAGGUCAUGCAUACAGGAAGUGUGAUGUCAACGGUUCCUGGGUUUCUGUGGAGGGGUUGAACCGAACAUGGUCCAAUUAUUCCGACUGCUUAAAAUUCCUUUUACCUGGUCAAGAGGAGGAAAAGCAGGACUUCUUUGACCGGCUGUACGUCAUGUACACCGUUGGAUAUGCACUGUCCUUCAUCUCUCUUCUAGGGGCCUUUGUCAUCAUAGGCUACUUCAGACGCCUCCACUGCACUAGGAACUACAUCCACAUGCACCUGUUUGUGUCCUUCAUGCUGCGUGCCGUCAGCAUCUUUGUCAAGGACAAGGUGGUCCACACCAACGGAGGUCUGCAGGAGUUUGACACAGCGCUCAUGGACAACUACAAGACCAUCUCUGCUAUGCCCCUUGACAACUCCCAGUUUGUUGGAUGCAAGAUCACUGUGUUGCUCUUCAUUUACUUCCUGGCAACCAACUACUACUGGAUCCUGGUAGAGGGGCUGUACCUCCACAGCCUCAUCUUCAUGGCCUUCUACUCGGACACCAAAUACCUGUGGGGCUUUACCCUGAUUGGAUGGGGUGUCCCUGCUCUCUUCGUCGCCGCCUGGGCUGUUGUCCGGGCAACGCUGGCAGACGCACGAUGCUGGGAGUUAAGUGCGGGUAACAUUAAAUGGAUCUAUCAAGUUCCCAUCCUUACAGCCAUUGGUUGGCCUAGUGACUUCCUGGUGUACAGUAUACCUGUCCCUGCGCCCUAG